Messenger RNA from Lymnaea stagnalis (great pond snail), 8273 nucleotides. Lineage: Eukaryota; Metazoa; Mollusca; Gastropoda; Lymnaeidae. The record is from the annotation of a GenBank genome assembly.
ACAGUGUGUUGAUGUUGUCCCAAGCAACCAGCACCAAGGUGAUGGGACGCCAUCACAAAAACGAGUAGGGUGUGUGUUGUACUUUUUUUGAUAAUUUGCAGGUGCUCUUUAAUCUAUCGUUUUUAUUGGAGUUAAACUAAAGUAGCACCAUGUCAGAAGGAGAACAGGAAGCUGCAGCACUUGUUGCUAGUGAACCCGCAAAAGAGAAAGAAUUUCGAAAAGCAAAAGUUUACAUGUUGACAGCCAGCACCCUUUCUGGCCUUAAUCUGUAAGUUAAAAAAAUGUUCAAAACUAUACUAUCUCUAUAAAUAUUAAUAUUGAAUAUUAUUGCUAAAAUUACAACAUUUUUUGAAUGAUUGUUUAAGCUUCAUUGCUUUAGAAAUCUUGUUUCAAAUUAAAUUUCUCUAAAACUUAUGAAUAUUAUAAAAAUUAUAUUGAAGUGAAUUGUCAACACUACGACUGCACUCUAUUUACGCUGCUUUGAGUAUGUUUGAGACAUCUGUUUAACUGAAAUUAUAAAUAAUGUAGACAAGACAUAACUACAUUUAUAAAUAAAAUUAUUUAAUUAAUUUAACUAUGAACCAAGGAACAUAUUUUGAUAGCAAAUUUCAAAUUAAUAUAUUUACAGUUUGUUGUAGUAAUAUAAUUUUUAUGUAUCAAUGUAUGGCCUAGAUAGUUUUGCGUAUCUCUGAUCUGUUUACCUCUCAACUCUAAAAAGUCUAAUACAUUAAAUGAGGGCCUUAAAAACUUAAGCCCUAAUUAAAAGGACUAAAUUUUAGUAAUAUUAAUAUUUUCACUUAUAAAGACUCAAUUUUCUUAUGCUUAAAGCCCUUAAAAAGGAUUUUUAGAACUUUGUACAAUUCAUUCAUUCAUUCAUAUUCAUAUUCCCUUAUCUUAGCCUUUCGUUUAACAUCCCAAAUACCAAGGAUUGGCUCUACCUUUUUUACUUCACAAUGAAUCAAAUUAUUUUGUUUAUUCAGAAAUGAGAUUAUAAAAACUUGCCUAACACAAGCUUUAUUUUGUAAGUAUUUUAUAUAUAUUUAACUGAUACAUGAUUUCAGAUAUGACCAUUUAUCAAGAGUGUUAGGCAAAAUCUUAGAUGAGAGACCAGACAAUGUGGUAGACAUUUUUGAAGACAUCAGCAAAGAUGCUAAAAGAACCAAAUUUACAUCAGAUGUUGACACAAUACAGGACAAAGUUGAUAGAUCAACAGAGGUAGCUCUUGCACAAGUACAGAGAAAAUUGUUCACAGUAAGUAAACUUAAGUAAUAUGACUUGUGGGCCUAUGUCUCCAUAUGUUUUAACUCUAUGAGUGCAUCUUUUGCAUCAUUUGGAGAGAUGCGGUCUUUGCUACCAGUGUCAAUGUCAUUCUGGUUGCUGGAGAUUUAUUUAGUAGUUUGAAAUAAAGAUACAAGACAAUCAUUUUAACUGCAUUACGUUUAAACAAAAUUUUUAAAGUAACCUUCACCACCAUUUUUUUAUAGUUAAUAAAAUUAUUUCAUCAUUGAUCUUAUAUAACUUUAAUAUUUAAGUUUAAGAGGUUAUAAUUACAUGGAGUUCUUAAUUUAUAAUUUAAAAAAAUAUAGGCAGCAGUCCUAAUAAUUAAGUUUGUAACAAGUGAAAGUAAAUAAGUGGUUUGACACAAUAAUUAAAUAAUUAAAUACAUGCAACAAUAUUUGAACAAAUAAAGAAAUCCAAUACAUUUAGUGUCAGAAUAGUAAAAUUAAUUUAAAUUAGCAAUCUCAUUUUAACUAAAGUGUGUUGCCUCAUUAGCUAGUGCCGGGUUUUAUAAUAUUUUAUGGGUGAAUUUAGGAAUAGUCCAAAAAAGUGUGUGAGUGUGUGGAAGGGGGGGGGUUUGAUUAAAAAAGGGGAAACCUUGCAAUCACAUUUAUUUUUGUAUAAUUUUUUUUGUAAUAAUCAGUGAAUAUCUUUGAUGCUUAUUUUAAAUAUACUUACUUACAUAGUAUAAUAUCUUUUAGAAAAACUAAAAAAAAUAAUAUACAUCUUUAUAGAAUUUUAAACCCUCAAAGUUAUAUAGCAGUCCCCAAAUUGACCCUGAAGUCAUCAGUUCUGGCUGGGGCAAUGAAUAAUUAAGGUAAACUUUGAUUUGACAUCAAAGCCUGACCUUAGUCUUUGUUAGCUAUUUUGAUAGUCACAUAAAUAUAUUUAUAUUGUUACAGAAGCAGGGUGAAGAUGGGGAGGAUGAAGUCCCUCAAGAAGAGGAAGUGGAAACUCCUUUACCUAAUCUUAUGGAGCUUUGCUUUUUCUUUGAACAAGCUGGAGUAGGCCUGAAUCGAGAGGAAGUUAUUCGUGUUUGGUUAGCAAUGAAGAGUCUAGUAGAUAAUCACCCACUACAGCAUGUCAGAUUUUGGGGCAAGAUUUUUGGAACUGAACAGAAUUAUUAUGUAGCUGAAGUAGAGUAUCGAGAAGGAGAUGAAGAAGAAGAUGAAGAUGAAGAGGUAAAUUGAUGUGAAUUCUUUGUUUUUUUAAGUUUUUAAAAACAAGUUUAGAUAUUUUUUUUUGGAGAUUUUCUAAUGCUCCCCAAAAAUGUGAAUGACUGAGAGUUUUAUUUAAAUUGUCUCAAUUUAAGGAAUAUUGAUGCUAGGAAUUCUAUUUGGUGGGUUCUGUGGACCCUGUCUACAGUGUCAGAGUUCUAUAAUGCAGAUCCUUCUCUAUUGUUCCACACGAGGUCUCUUUGGGUCUUCAGAGGUUUUUUUUUCCCAGUGCUGUCCAUUUUAGUGCUUGCCUGGGAAGUGCUCUUAGUAGCAUCCUACAAACAUGCCAAAGCUAACUCAAGCCUGUAGGCCCUAUAUUACAGUAUGGUCUCUGCUAUGGUUAUCAUUCCUGAUCAGCUUCCACUUCUUUAUUACAUUUUUUCAUCUGCCAGAAUUUCAGGAUAUGUAGCAUUUGUUAGGAAACAUCUAACUUCCAUUAUGGUAAUGCUAGUAGUCUUCAUGGAGUCUUCCAUUAUGGUAAUGCUAGCAGUCUUCAAGGAACCUGAUCUAUAGGGGAGAACACUCAAGAAAGACAUUUUUAAAAAUUAUGAUUUGAAUUUUUUUUUAACACACACUAAAAUUUUCAUGAAAAAAUUUAAUCAUGAGAUAAUCAUAGUCAUAAUAUUUAUGAUAACUGUCUAAAUUUCUUGUUUUUUUUUGUUUUUUUAUAAGUGGUUAAAUAUUAUUUGUGUGCUAAGGACUUAAUGAUGGGGGUUUCUGACAUUAAAAAAGCUGCCCAGGGAUUCAUGGGCUGUUUUGUUUAAAAAAUGGUCUCAAUGCGAUUAUUUAUUGUGCAUCAUAAGAUUAGGAGAUUUAGUUUAUUUACUUCUUUACUUCUGUGGACUGCUUAUAGAAAAAAAAUAUGAUUAUUGAAAAAUUAAAAUUUAAAAAUGCGUAAUUACAGUAGAACCCUGUUUUGUCGACGGCCUCAGGGUUUUGCCAAAAAGCGUCCAGAUAACCGAUGAUUGUGAUAAACGAAAAUCAAUAUGGCGACAAUAUAUUAACAUGUGCUUGCAAUUUCUUUAUGUACAUGAUGUGCGUUUAUAAAUGACAAUGUACAUGCACGUGUUUUUGGAUUUUUUUUUUUUACACAUCAGCGUUACCGCGAUUUGUUUGAUGAAGCGAUUGGCAUUUUAUAAAAAUGCAUUUUUCUGGAUUAUCCCGGAAUUCUAGAUUCGUGAGACUAAAUAUUUUUCAGCUCCGGGUUGGCGAGUUUUUAUUUUCUCUCACUCUGGAUUUUCCAGUUCAGUUUAUUCAAAUACGGAUUCUGGGUAAAUCAACAUGUUAGAGCACUUCAAAGCCUAUUAAUAAUUAAGUGACAAGCAGGUUUGCUAUAAAUAGAACAGGUACUACGACCUCGUUCUUUUGUUUGCUUCUUGCUGUGUCAAGUUAAUUGCGUGGACAAAGAUAUGGUCAUUUCAUUUCAAUUACUACAAUUUGAAGUAGGCAUGAUUCUGUUCUAUGUAAUUUUCAAAAGCCGCGAUUGGUCAUGGGGAUUGAGAUAACUGAGGUUAAAUAGCAAAUUUGGCCACCUUUUGUGCUUAAGAUAUCAGGCUUCGGCAUCAUAAAUGAAUCGACAUAAUCCAGGAGGAAAUGCUAAGCCAUAGAGAGAAUUUGGCAGUUCCACUUUAAAAAGGUCAACGUAACAGGGUUGGCGAAUUAACCAAGGUCGAGAUUUCAAAUUGAAUUAGCUUUUUUAAAAUUAUUAUUCUUGUUAGGAAGAAGAAAAAGCUGAAGAGGAAACAGUUGAUAAAGAUCCAGAUGAAGAAGCAGAAGCAGGUAUAUUUGUUGUCUCCUUAUGAUAUCUACUUAAGACUUCUCCUUAUCAUGUCUCCUUAUGAUGUCUCCUUAUGACUUUUUCUUUAGUGCAUUGUACUUAUGAUGAUUUCUAUUUGUUAUUACAAACAAUUUAUACAUUCAUAGGGUAAGGUAAAUCUAGGAUGUAAAUUUAGUUGACCAAGGGUUAAAUUAUAAUUUUGUAGCUGUUUACUUUCCUUAUAUUACACUUAUAUAUUAUUAUACUUUUUUGCUCGUAUAGAUGGCUGUUGUCUUCUACCCUAGGUGGUUGAUUUAAAAAAAAUAAAAGUUUACUUCCUCCUCAAUAAUUUCUGCUACACUUGGCUAAAGAGUUCAUUCCACCUGGAAUCUCUUGCUUUGAGUUUAAGCAUUGCCCAGAGCACAUGAGGCGCCUGAGUCAGUUGUCUUUAUCAGUGUUAUAUCUGAUUGUAAUAUUUUACAGGGCCUCAUAACACUUAUGUCUUGAAGCAGAAGACUAAUAAUUGACUAACAAUAUCAUUAUGUUUCUUAUUUCUCAGAGGAAGUAGAGGAAGAUGACACACCUAAACCAGACUUCAAACCACCUGCACUUGUACCUAAAGAAGAAAAUAGAACAGGACCCAAUAAAAAGACUUACUUUGUCUGCAAUGAUCGUAAGUGCAAAAGAUAUUUAAAAAUUCUAUAAAAUAUUUCAAGACAUAAGAAGUACACCUCACAGCUCUCUACAGAAAUUAUUGAAGGUUUUCAAUAUUUAAUAUAAAGACAGCAAUAAAUAAAAUGAAUAAUAAGUGGAAAGUUAUUGUGGUGAUAACCAGGAAAAUUCAAGUGGCGCAGAGUCUUAGUUUUUUGGUUUAGAUUUGAAUUUUGUAAUUACAGCUAAAUUUUAUCAAAUUUAUAAAUGCUAUUUGUAAAUGGAGUGUUCAACAAAAAAAAGUAGACAAUAGCCUACAGUCAAUUUUUGUUGUUGUAAUAGUCAUAUUUCAAUGUAAGCAAAUAUAGAGGAAAACACAUGAUCUAAGUUACAAGUGACAUUGGGAAGAAAUUAUGAAAUUGGCUUUAAAGGAAAAUAUUCUUUGUAAUGAAAUGUUCAUAUUUGUUUUUCAAGCUGGAAAACCUUGGGUGAAAUUGCCUUUAGUACAACCCAACCAGAUAACAGCUUCAAGACAAAUUAAGAAAUACUUCACUGGGAGGCUGGAUGCUGCUGUGAGUUCAGGUGCACUAGGCCCAUGCCUAACACUGCUGAUAUAUAAGAUCCUCAGUUCCAUUAAAAAAACAACUAUUAAGAUGACAAAAUUCUUUACAUCUAAGGCCUUAAGUAAUCUCACUCCUAUAGCAUUCUUUUGUAAUUUACAUGAUCGCCUCUGCUGUGAUGGCAUGCUAUGAUAGUUUGUCAUAUUAUCCACAUGAACAUUAUUUUGAAACAAACAAUUAUGUUAAACUGUGAAAUGUUUUAAAGGAUUGUGUACCCCCAAAUGUUCUUCUUAUAGAAAGUUAGUUUGCCUCUUGCCACACAUAAUCUAAAAUAUUCAAUUUUAUGCCCAUUAUAAACAUAGUUUGCUAACCCCUGUUUUAAAUAAGUAUUUAUUAUACAAAUUGUGACAUAGUUACAGCUGCUUUAAAUAGUCCCUGACUAUAAAAUUGUGACAUUUUAUCACCAGGUUGUAAGUUAUCCACCAUUCCCUGGAAAUGAAGCCAAUUACCUUCGGGCACAGAUAGCACGUAUUAGUGCAGGGACACAUAUUUCUCCACUGGGAUUUUACCAGUUUGAUGAGGAGGAGGAAGAGGAGGAGGAAGGAGAAGGUAAUAUGGAGCUCAGUUUAUACAUGUAAAUGAAUGUUGGUGUGGUUGCAAAUAUGAUACUUUAAUUGUUUCAGAAUUAAAUUUUAAAAAAUCUUCAACACAUUUUGCUACUGAUACAAAUUUGAGAAAAUAUUUCAUACUAUUACACAAAAUGGCUUCACAGUGUCAAAUUUGAUAAAUUUACAGCUAGGGACCAUUUUGUUGAGAAUAUUGACUUUGAAGGCAUCCCAUUGAGGGAUUUAACUGAUCCAUCUCUCAGCAACUGGGUUCACCACGUCCUGCAUAUUUUGCCACAGGUAUGGAUGGUCUCCCAUUUCUUUGCUUAAAGUUAUUGUUAAAAUUUAACCAUGGGGGAAAAAGCAAUCUUUGACCAAUAAAAUGUGAUGCAAAUGGAUUUAUGUAUUUGAUAUUUAAAAACUGUUGUAGUAUCUGAAAGGAUAAGGCAUCCAUCUACUCCAUAAUUUCUCUAUCAUCAGGGCCGUUGUACAUGGUGGAACCCAGUCCAGAAAGCUGAGGAAGAUUUUGAAGAAGACGAAGAGGAGGAGGAGAGGGAGGAGCCUGACGAACCUGAACCUGAAGUCGGUCCUCCUCUGCUUACCCCCUUAGCAGAAGAUGAGGAGGUGGGAGGCAUGGCCGCCUGGACUCCAACACUCUCCUCUACAUUAAUACCGCAGUAUGCCAUCGCUGUCAUGCAUUCCAACCUGUGGCCUGGUGCACACGCCUUCGCAGUUGAUAAGUGAGCAUACAAUUUAAUCACCUUCUUGAUGUUUAAAUACCAAAACAUUAGAUGCCUGAUUAUGUUUUUUUUUAUUGUCCUACCAUUCCUUUGAAUGUCUUUCUAAAUCUUCUUUAUCUUUAGAUAUAAAAAUGGGAUAUUUAAGGGACAAAGUGUUAUUCUAGACAUAUUUUAUUCAUGAAGUACUUUUAACAAUGUUUUUAGAUUUAAAAAUGUUUAAAUUAGAAUUUCUACCUCAUUUGAAAUAAGUUAUCCAUAAUUCUGUCUUCUCUAAAGGAAAUUUGAGAAUGUUUAUAUUGGGUACGGUCACAAGUACAAGCCAGAGAACUACACACCACCAAAUCCACCACCGAUUCAAGAAGAGUUCCCCAGUGGCCCAGAGAUUACAGAGGCUGAUGACCCAACCCCAGAAGAAGAGGCUGCACUUAGGGCUGCACAGCAGGAGGCUGCGGAAGCAGAGGAGAUGGAAGAGCCUGAAGGGGAUGAUGAUGAGGACGAUUAGAUUAUUGGAAGAUGAGGAGGAGGAUUUGCCUACAGGAAGCUUGAUCCUUGGACUGAUAAGCAGUAAAGUCUACCAACUGUUCACAGUUUGAAAUUCAGGUUAAAGGAAUUUCAGAAUUCAGUCUGUGAUGAGAAUCAUGUGAUGAGCCUUGAAAAGAGGACACCAAUUCAACAACUAUUACAGUUAUGAUUAGGCAAAACCACAUCAUUUUCAUUGUAAUUUUCUAACUGUCUUAUAUCUUCAUCCUCUUCUCUUUCUUCCUUCUUUUCCUACACUACACUGGAUAUUUCCAACGGUUCAUGUGACACUAAGAGAAUACGACAUGAAAACAAGCUCAGAAGGAAAACAGUUAUUCUGAGCUUUAUACAGCCUCAAAUAAUUUGAGUUCUUUCUAUUUCAGACUAGUUUAUUGGUAUUAAGAAGUUUUUUUUUUUUUUUACACCUCUCAGAUCUUGUGAAAUUAUAUAUGUAUUUACAUUUUUUUUUCAUUUUGAGAGGAGACUGAUGAUCAGUACUUUGACAUUUUUAUAAAGUUGUACAAAAGAUUGACAUAGUAUUAUAUGAUUUACAUUGGUAUAAAUGGUAUUUAUGGCUGAUUAUAAUUUUAAAUAAUAUAAGAAUGUUCCUCAGUCAAUUGUUUGAAAAUUAUUAAUUAUUUAAAUUUUUGGGUAAGAUUUUUAAAUUAACUCUGAUUUUUUAGUUCUUUAUUUCUGUAACAGCGGUCUUGUUUAAGUGAGUUUGUGAUGUGACCAGUGACUGUGUCUGGGUUGAUUGUGAGUUUGUUGCUUGUGAUAAAAGUGUCAUGUAUAUACAAGCAUUAAAUUAUAACACGUUUUUAUGGAUGCCUUUGUUAGUUGAUUUAAGUUAUUUUUGUGUGUACUGGGGGGUGGGGGGUGGAGCUGCUUGGCAAUGUGUGCAAAUCUAUUAUUUUACCUUGAGGACAUUAUAAAAUAUAUUUGCUGAC